UAACGUUACAUUUCCGGCCUACCAAAGACCAUUUAGCACGCAAGCUAACAUCUGAUAGAAAUACUACAUUUUUUCGCACUGCUAUUUGGUGACGCCAAAUAACAAACAUGAUAAAAGCUAUAUUGAUUUUUAACAACCAUGGGAAGCCGCGGCUGAUUCGAUUCUAUCAAUAUUUUUCGGAGGACAUGCAGCAGCAGAUAAUUCGAGAGACUUUCCACUUGGUAUCAAAGAGAGAUGACAAUGUUUGUAACUUCUUGGAGGGUGGAAGUCUUAUUGGAGGCUCAGACUACAAGUUGAUUUACCGGCACUAUGCUACUCUCUACUUUGUCUUCUGUGUGGAUUCAUCUGAGAGCGAGCUUGGCAUUUUGGACUUGAUUCAGGUGUUUGUGGAAACGUUGGAUAAAUGCUUUGAAAAUGUUUGUGAAUUGGACCUAAUAUUCCACAUGGAUAAGGUUCAUUAUAUCCUGCAGGAGGUGGUGAUGGGAGGCAUGGUGCUGGAGACCAACAUGAAUGAGAUCGUAGCACAAGUAGAGGUGCAGAACCGCAUGGAAAAGUCAGAGGGAGGUCUUUCCGCAGCUCCAGCUCGUGCCGUCUCUGCUGUGAAGAACAUGAACCUGCCGGAGAUCCCCCGGAACAUCAACAUUGGAGACAUCAAUAUCAAAGUGCCGAGCCUCUCCCCGUUCUGAAGAGCAUUCCAGCCAAACUCUGCAGGGCCAGAGAGCGGGACUACUGAUGCAGACCGCCAGCAACACUCAGCUCUGCAGCUAAUGUAGACAACACUGGUUUUUAUUCCUAUAAUGAAGAACCACAGCGGCUUACAUUUCUGUUCAUCAAAAGUUUUGCUAUAUGUAUAUAAGAGGAAUUCUGAACUCAGUUUAAUCCUGCAUUUGCAUAUUAAGUAAAAAAAAUUGCACAACACUUGAGAAGUUUUACAAAGCAUCUGUAUCUUUGAGUCCAUUAAUUUAUGCAGUUAGCUACUUAAUCUUUUCAAAUUAGAUACAAUUUCUCUUUGCUCAAUGGGACUUUUCAGCACCUCUAAGCUUCAGCUGUUUAUUAGGAGGAAUUUGAACCAAGCUAAAGAAAAAUCAUUACUCUUUUUCCUGAGUUUUACUGGACCUCAUCCAGUCCAUGUGAAAAAUGAUACUUUGUCUUCUGUGCUUAUCUGUAAUAAUUUAAAAAACUCUUGGUUUUUGCCAGGAGAUCAUUUUCCCCUCUGUAAUUUAUUACAUCUUUGGCGUCCUCAUAAUUUUUGAUGAAUGUUGCUCCUGGGGGCGGGUUGCGUCCGGCUCUGAUGAUGUAAAUGCUGUUUGGCUCCAGUCAACCUUCAGUGUGCCGUCAGAAGGUCUUGACAACAUCUGUUAGGGAGACAACAGAGCUUUUUUCCCCCUCUGAUAGUUUGUGUUUCUGUAAAUGUUUUUGUGUCUGAUUUGUUGAAUUCAGCUGUCGGAAAUUGUUACACUGUGUUGGUAGUUUUACUAUGAGAUGAUGUGAUCUGUAAUGGAAAGUAGGCAUGUCAUGGUGUCAAAGACAUUCCUUUGCCAAGGUAAAUUAAUUAAACUAAUAACUAUUUAAUCA
This is a messenger RNA of Xiphophorus hellerii (green swordtail), 1575 nucleotides long. RefSeq names its product adaptor related protein complex 3 subunit sigma 2 (gene ap3s2). The transcript is spliced from 6 exons. NCBI's taxonomy places the organism in Eukaryota, Metazoa, Chordata, Actinopteri, Cyprinodontiformes, Poeciliidae. Gene Ontology annotation, cellular component: AP-3 adaptor complex; membrane coat. Gene Ontology annotation, biological process: Golgi to vacuole transport; intracellular protein transport. The record is from RefSeq and is a predicted model, not a curated record. The coding region runs from base 108 to 686 and encodes 192 amino acids.